AACCAAGCAAAAGCAAGAAAGCGUCCGUCAGUUGAUGUUUGAGUGUCUACAUAAUGUUUGUGUAGAUGUGUUUUUGAAGAGUAAAAUGCAGUCUACGAAUGCAUAAAACAUUUAUUGUAACUAAGUUAUUUAUAUAAUAAGUUGCAUAUUUUUUAUAUAAAAAGUGAGUGUCAAUACAGUGAGUGACAAAGUAAAUUGUGAUUUCAUAACUGGCUCAAAACAUUGACGUGCUUCUUGUAAAGUUAAAUCAAGCUUUAAAGACUGUGUCAUUGCACCACGGACAAAUGGAUUAUGUAAUUUGUUAUUACAAACAAACGAAGUUACUGUUUACAAAAUUUUAAAAUUGAAAUGACGAAGUGACUCAGUUUGAAACUGUUGGUGACAACAUGAGUGUGCUUAAAGUGUUCAGGACGAGUUGUUAUUUCUUAAUAGUUUUACUAUCUCAUCUGCGUUGUAGUACUUGAGCAUCGCGGAUAUAAGUAAUGAAUAAAAUGAGGAAGCAAAGAUAAGGUGUGAAAUAAGCACCGUGGAGCAUUUGGUGGGAGGCGGUGGCGCGGGUGGCUUGCUGCCCGGCGCUUCGCCUGUGCAGCACCAGCCCAGCAUGCUGCAGCCCAUGGAGGAGAUGAUCCUUCCACCCAAACGACAAGCUGUUGUGGAUCGACUAAGGCGGAGAAUAGAAACAUACCGUCGACGGCAGUCUGAGUGUGUUCCAAGGUUCGACCAGUCGUUCACCGGCGCCUGCGAACAGCAGAACUUGGAGACGAGCGCAUUGCAGAAGCGGUUCCUGGAGGGGAAAGCCAAGCGGCACGCCAAGAAAAGCGACCGCAAACCCGACCUGCCGGCCAUCAGCGGCGUCCACAGCAGCGUGCACGUGCAACAAAAGUUCGGCUGCGGCGACUACGAGCCUCCAGCAAAAAUACAAUGCGGCGGAGGAGGCAGCGGUGGCACGGAAGCUCUCACCAAGUUCUCAGUGGAGAUAGUCCAGCAGCUGGAGUUCACCACAUCGGCAGCCGAUUCGCAUCCGCAACAAAUUUCCACCAACGUCACCGUGAAGGCGUUGGCGAACGCUGUGAAGACUUCCAAUUCCCCUCCGCCUCAGCAGCCACCGCCAAGAGCUCCUUCCCCCUUGGAUUGCGAACGAGAAUGCAAAGCUGAAUGUAAAUCCGAGGUGGCCGAUGACGAAUUCGUCGGCCUCGACGAGUGCGCGGCCGCUCUAGAAAGGGACGCCGCAUCAGCAUUUUCGAGCUUGGCCGACCUGAUCGGUGAGGAUGAGGGCGACGAUGCGUUCGAGCAUUUGAUCACGGAGAUUUCGGGCUACUCGGAGUUCAUGAAAGAUUUCGAUUUGGAUGGAAGUAAAUUGAAUGGCGGCGGUGGGUUAGGCUUGGAGCCUGAAAACGAGGGAGCGCCGCGAGCGUACGGUGGCGGAGAGAUGUCGCCGGCGGCGCAGACGCUGAAGCACAUGGCGGAGCAGCACCAGCAGGCGGCCGGCGGCGACUGGGCGCGCUACCGCGGCUACGGCGGCUAUAGGCCGCGGCCUGCGCCUCCCGGCAUCGACCACCUACACAUGUCCCAGCAACAGCAGAUGCACCUGUCUCAACCGCACCACAAUCUACAGGUGUCAGCGGCGCAGCACAUGGCGGUGAGCGGCGCGGCGGGCGGCGGCGGCCACGUGUCGGUGGCCGCUCAGCAGGGCAUGUAUGCCAGCUUCCAGCACCAAGGCACGCCCUCAUCUCAGCAUCACCAAGGUAACGGCUGCGAUUCGUACUCGAUGUCUCAGUCGCAGAGUAUAAACUUCUCGCAAGGCAUGCGGCCGCGGCCGCAGGGCCCUGCCGCCGCCCCGCAAGCGCCCGCCGCCGGCACGGGCCCACAGCAGCCGCUCGGAGUCGCAGCAGCGGGCCUGUCGAGAGAACAGCAAGCGAAAAUGUUGCAGCAACAACAACAGCAAAUGUUGCGGGCGCAGCAGCAACAGCAGCAGCAGCAGCAGCAGCAGCAGAUGCGGCCGCCGCCGCCGGAGUACAAGGCGCGGUUCGCGUCGCCGGCGAGCGCAGGCCUGCGCCGCGCCGGGCCCGCGGCGCCGCGCCCGUUCCCGCCGCACGCGCGUCAGUACUCGCCGGAAUGGCGACACGUGCUCAUGCAGCAGCAGGCUGCAGCCAGGCAACAGUUUCCACACCAUCAUCAAGCGGGCUUCGGAAUGGGUUCAAUGGGCGGCGGUAUGACGCAGCAGCAGAUGCAGCUGCAACAAGCGAGACUCCAGCAACAACAGCUUAUGCAGCACCAACAACAACAAAGGUCAUCGAAUCAGCAGCAGUCUCCGAUGUCGCACCUGAUUAUGCAACAAAAUCAAAUGAUGAAUGUGCAAGGACAAAUGCCAAACAUUCACAUGUCGCAGUCCCAAAGCAUGUCGCUGCAUGCGCCUGCGCAGAACAGCGUCGUGCAGAACUCCUUCCCGUCGCUCCACAGCUCCGCCUUCACGGGACAGACCGCAGAAUUUAAUUUAGACUUCCUCGACAACAUGCCUUCCAGUGACGCCAGCAACCUCACCGCGCAGGAGCUACUCAACUCCCUCGACAACACCUUCCUGAAUGAUAUACUUUAAUUAGUUCCGUGAUAGAAAAAUUGGAAAAGUAUUAUCUGACCGUGGUCAGAACUAAAGGUGUUUCCGACGGACGUUCUGUAGCAAGAUAUCUACUGCUCGAGCUGAAUCGUGACCGUUUCGCGCGAAGUUAUCUAAGGAAUUUAACACCACAAUUUAAUGUGGUUAAAGAACAUUUGUAGAAUAUCGAAAAAUCUUCCUAUGUCUUUUAUCACUUUCGACCGCGUUGUUUUAUAGACUAUUUAUUGUGGAAAUGUUAAUUUCAUAGUAUUUAUAGCUCUUACGAUUGUUAAUAGUUCUUUUGUAAAUAUUUUAUCGUAAUUUAAGACGUUUGUUUAUUGUAAUGAUAUCAGUGAGCAGCAAGGCAGUAUAUACCACAGACUGUAAAAUUAAGAUGCGAGUAGACUUUAUUGUAUAUUUAUUAUUGAUACGAGGAUUAAGUUAUGAGACGGAAAAAGAAAGCACAAAAGACAUUAUUCUCAAUAUUUUAAUACAUCAAGAAUUAUUUAAUAAUAUAUUUAAACAAUUUGGCCAAUAACUUAUUUUUACAAUAACUUAUUUUUACUAUUCUAUGUGUAAUCUUCCAAGUUUAUAGUUUGAACGUAUUGAUUGUUUCUGGCCGUCCAAUAUCACCUUGCCAGCGACCCACUUCCGAGACGCAGUAUUUAAAAAAUAUUGUCUUUUGUGAAAAAAGAAAACAUAUUAUCCACAGACUAUUAAUACAUCUAAUAGACAACUUACGUUGCUUGCAAGGUUUACUUCCGCCUGGGAAUGGCCAUUAUCCAUUUAAUCUUAAUUUCCUUUUGUUAUAGUUCAAAUGUACAUUUUAUAUGUUAUAGAAACAUCAUUCCUGUACCUAAGAUAAAGUAGAUUAUACUGUGAUGUCGGUCUCAAUGGUCAAUAGAUAAUAUAGAAUCAAUUAUUAUAAAUAGCGAAUAGAUAGACUAUUUUUAUUGUUAAGGAUCUCAUGUAUCAUUUAGAAGGGUUCAGGGAUUCUGGAAUUGUAGAAUUGGUUUUGAUUCCAAUGGGACAUAGUUACUAAUGUAAUACUUCCCCCCCACGUAUAUACCCACCCGCAGUUUCUCUAUAUUAUGGGCUUCUAUUUACAAAAUUAUGAAAAUACAAAUUAUUAGAUUGGUUGUCAAACAACAAUGAAAGCUUCCUUUGCGACAUUGUAAACUAAAGUGUUCGUUAUCGUUUCAUGUAUUUAUAAUUUAAUAUUGAUUCUCCUUAUCAUUAAUUUGGUUAUAUUAUAUAUUUAAUACGAGAAAUGUCAGAAAAGUCAGUUUAGGACAGAGCGAUGAGUAUUGACUUAUAAUUGUUGGUUGGGACCAUUUAUGGACAUGUUUUUUUCAUUUGUCUCAGAUCUUGUAAAGGAAGCUUUUUAAUGAUUUUGUAUUCAAAUUUAUUGAAAAUAUACAUGUACAUAUAUAGUAAUAAAAAGUAUACAAAUAUUACCAGCUCUCUGUUAAAAUAAUAGCUGUAAAACCAAUUGUGAAUGAUAGCAACAUUCCAGAGCCAUUGUUAACAAUGUUUUUAACUUUAGGACCAAUUUUUGAUCAUUCUUUUGAAAUAAUAUUGCAUAUUGAGA
This is a messenger RNA of Plodia interpunctella (Indianmeal moth), 4184 nucleotides long. Its product is annotated as neurogenic protein mastermind-like. Gene Ontology annotation, cellular component: nucleoplasm; nuclear speck. Bases 602 to 2596 code for a protein of 664 amino acids. Gene Ontology annotation, biological process: Notch signaling pathway; positive regulation of transcription of Notch receptor target. NCBI's taxonomy places the organism in Eukaryota, Metazoa, Arthropoda, Insecta, Lepidoptera, Pyralidae. The record is from RefSeq and is a predicted model, not a curated record. The transcript has 9 exons. Gene Ontology annotation, molecular function: transcription coactivator activity.